Molecule: messenger RNA, 738 nt
Organism: Bufo bufo (common toad)
Lineage: Eukaryota; Metazoa; Chordata; Amphibia; Anura; Bufonidae
Gene: GSX1
Product: GS homeobox 1
Exons: 2
Coding region: 1-738 (245 amino acids)
Biological process (GO): regulation of DNA-templated transcription
Cellular component (GO): nucleus
Molecular function (GO): DNA-binding transcription factor activity, RNA polymerase II-specific; sequence-specific double-stranded DNA binding
Source: RefSeq, a predicted model, not a curated record
AUGCCUCGCUCAUUCCUAGUGGAUUCCCUCAUCCUGAGGGAAACCAACGACAAGAAGGAUGAGACCAGCUCUCCACUCUUCCCCUAUGCCAUGCAUCCUGCCAACCCUCUCCAUGGACUGUCUGCAGCCUCCUGCCACACCAGGAAAGCCGGUCUGUUGUGUGUCUGCUCCAUGUGCGUUACAGCAUCCCAGCUCCAUGUUCCUCCGCCAAGCAUCCCUCUCCUCAAGGCAUCCUUCUCUUCCUUCAGCUCUCAGUACUGUCCCACAGCCAUUGGAAGGCAACACACGGGAUCUUCAGCCCUAAACCUGGCCCAUGCUCCUGCCAUUUACCAGGCAUCCUACCCAGUUCCAGACCCAAGGCAGUUCCACUGCAUCUCAGUUGACAGCUCCUCCAGCCAGUUACCCAGCAGUAAACGGAUGCGGACAGCAUUCACCAGCACUCAGCUCCUGGAGCUGGAGAGAGAAUUUGCCUCCAACAUGUACUUGUCCAGACUCAGGCGCAUUGAGAUCGCCACUUACCUGAACCUCUCCGAAAAACAGGUGAAAAUCUGGUUCCAAAACAGGAGAGUAAAGCACAAGAAGGAAGGAAAGAGCAGCUCCCACAGGAGCAGUCCCCACAACUGCAAAUGUUCAUCUUUUCCCUCUACAAAGUGCCUGGAGGAUGAGGAGGAGGAUGACCUGAUCUUGUCGCCUUCAUCUUCAGAAAAGGAAGACAGAGACCUCUCUCCAAGCCCAUAA